AUGGCGUCGCCGCGCCGCAUUCCCUCCGUGCCUGCCGGAUCCGGCAACAAAGAGAAUAUUUCUCAAGAUGGAGAUGCUCCCUUGGAUUUUGCAACCUUGCCUAAAGAAGGGUCUGCCUCUACAAGGUGGAAGAAGAAGCCUGCAGGUUUCAACUUGAGGAAAAGCAUUGCCUGGAACCCUGCUUUUUUCACUGAAGAAGGUGUUUUGGAUAAUUCGGAGCUUUCUGUGCUUACUGGCUCCCAACCGAUGGCAAAUAGGAGCCUUGGCUCAGGGAAGAAAGUACCAAACUCAUCUGCUUCUACAGCUCAGAUGUCAAGAAUACCAAAGCAAUCACGACCUUCUCUUCCUAAGGUCCCAAGAAGUACUUCAUCUGCGACAAACAGUUUGGAAUCACACACAAAAAUAGCUCCAGUUAAAGCUGAGCUAGUUCACAGAGUAACUGGAUUGCCUACUAGAUUGAAGAUCAAUUCUGUAUCUUCUGGACCUAGCAUAGAGAAGGAUGCGGUGCCUGCUGUUACUGGAGUACGUGAAGAAGCCAGUGCUUCUGUGAAAUGCAAAAAAAAUCCAGCACACCCACAAAUUAGUCCAUCCAGCCCCUUUGAUAGCGCUGCGUCAAAAUUUGCUAAGCUAUCAGCACUUCGAAUGCCUUCACCUUCAGUUGGUUUUUUCAAUCAGGAAAAAGUGCUUGUGUCACACGGUGAUGCAGCUAAAAGAAACAUGGGGAGGUGCUUCUCUUCAAAUACUUCAGCGCUUGAUAAACCACCCAGAUACAGGCAGUCUGAGGAAAGCAGACCCCACCUAACAAAGCAGCUGUCAACCAAUUGCACUGCUGCUUCCAAUCUUGUGCCAUCUGUGACUAGAGAGAGCAAUCUCAAAUCUUUGGUGAUUCCAGAAAAGGAAUCGUUGUCAAAAGUUAUUACUACAUACAUAGAAAAACCUGGAAAUGUAAAUAAUCAAGCAAGGCCAAAGGCUGAUUUCUCAUUGGCAGGAACUGGAGCUACUACUACUCCACAGCCAAUGAAUUUAGAAAAGAAUGAUGAUGCCGGAAAUAGUGUGCCACUGCCAGUUGUGUACAAUGGGACAUCGCAUAUAGAAGGAAGGGGCGGUAUCAGAGAGAUUGAACCUCUUGAUAAUUCCUACUCUCUUGAAGCUAUUUGUUCCUCAACCAUUGAACCUGUUGAGGAUUCGUUCCCUCUUCAAGCUAGUUAUUCCUCAACCAAACCUAUUGUAGGGAGUAAAUUGUCACCCUCUUGCAUUUCUUCUGAAGUAUGCUCCUCUAGUGAGCUUAGUUGUCAAGGCAAGUCAGACAGUGAUUCCAGUGCAGCAAUUGACUUGGAAAACUCUAAUGUUGGAGAGACUGCACUUGGAGCUUUUUUGUUGAAAGGUAGCAGUUGCACUCCAACUCUUGAUUUGUUGCAAGGAUUUUAUUCCUUUGAUCACCAGAAUAUUGAAUGUCCUAUGCUAAUGGAAUCAUUAUCUACAAUAUGUGCAGAUCAGUUGCCACAUUGUGGCAGUUUAAGAGAUGAAACGCCAACCCUAGCUGACAGUCAUUCAGAUUUGAAUGAUUCUUUGUGUGAUGAAGCUAAACCAGCUUUGUCAGAAGAACCAAAUACUGAAGGUGAAAUGGAGCUUGAAACAAACAGUACAUUAGAUGUAAAGGCAACUCCUUUGUUAGAUGUGGGGUGUGGGCUUAUUCACAAUUAUAGGACCACAGAUUGUUCUCCUAUGAAAUUGGAAGCUUCUACACCUUGUGUGGAAAGACGGCAUGCUUUAUUAGUAGAACCAAAUAUUGAAGAAAAAAUGGUGCUUGACACAGACAGAUUGUCAGCUAUACAGGAUGCACCACAUAUAGAAAAGAACAAGGCACCAGACAGAUCACCAGCAAAUACAAUCCUUAAAGAUCAUCUGAAGAACUUGGUACCAUUUACAGAAGAAUGGCUUGCUGUAAUGGAGGCUCAUGGGCAGGAAGUUUUGGAACAAAAGACUGGUGCUGUGCAAAAUUCUCCUCCUGACAAAACAGCUCCAGAACCCAGUCCUUGGUCGCCGGUUAAACGGAAAGCACAAGAUGUUGGACCAUUUGACUGUACCAAGUUCUCCAAAAACAUCCGAACCUCUGGUACCUGA
Miscanthus lutarioriparius is the source of this 2124-nucleotide messenger RNA. NCBI's taxonomy places the organism in Eukaryota, Viridiplantae, Streptophyta, Magnoliopsida, Poales, Poaceae. The record is from the annotation of a GenBank genome assembly.